GGCAAUAAAUACCGGGAAUAAGUUCACGAUCGGUAUCAGUAGGAAGUUUAGAAACCAACAUGAAAGUGGUCAUCUGCCUGUUAGCUUGUGUAGCGGCGUCCAACGCCUUCUUUUUUGGAAAACUCGGAGGUAGCAACGGAGGAGGUUACGGAGGAUAUGGUGGUGGUUAUGGAGGAUACGGUGGCGGUGGAUAUGGAGGCUAUGGAGGCUAUGGAGGAUAUGGAGGCUAUGGAGGAGGGUAUGGUGGAUACAGACCUGUGAGCUACGGCGGGUACGGUGGCGGUUACAAUACAGGUUAUGGCGGAGUAGGAUACACUGGAGUUGUCAGCAUCACCGCACCUAGCACCGGAUACAGCAAUUACGGUGGUGGAUAUGGAUCAGGUGGCUAUGGUUAUGGCUCAGGCUACACAGGCGGGUAUACAGGCGGAUACACAGGUGGAUAUACCGGAGGAUAUACAGGUGGAUAUACCGGUGGAUACGGCGGCGGAUAUGGUGGUGGAUAUGGUACAGGAGGAAAUACUGGAGUUGUGAAACUGAUUAAAAUUCAGGUAGUUCCGACUGGAGGUGUUGGUGCAGUAGGUGGUGUUGGAGGUUAUGGCGGAGGUGUUGGAGGUUAUGGAGGAGGUGUUGGAGGUUAUGGAGGAGGCUACGGCGGAGGCGUAGGUGUUGUCGGCGGCUAUGGAGGUGGCGUAGGAUGUUAAUUAUAAAAUAAACUUCAGUUUCAUGUACGAGUGAAACCGGAUUGUUUUUUUAAUACCAAAAAUAAAAUAUUGUUAUCGAAAUAAAGAGAAGAAGGUAAAGGAACA
Hermetia illucens (black soldier fly) is the source of this 806-nucleotide messenger RNA. RefSeq names its product acanthoscurrin-2-like. The coding region runs from base 60 to 701 and encodes 213 amino acids. The transcript has a single exon. NCBI's taxonomy places the organism in Eukaryota, Metazoa, Arthropoda, Insecta, Diptera, Stratiomyidae. The record is from RefSeq and is a predicted model, not a curated record.